Acaulospora morrowiae is the source of this 1450-nucleotide messenger RNA. The record is from the annotation of a GenBank genome assembly. Lineage: Eukaryota; Fungi; Glomeromycota; Glomeromycetes; Diversisporales; Acaulosporaceae.
GUUGUGGCUUGACAUGAAUGAACCAGCAAGCUGGUGUAACGGUGAAUGUAAAAGACGUGAUAUGGAAUUUCUGGAUGAAACCGAGGAUUUCGCUAAAAAAAUUCAUAGUCACGAUUAUAGAUUCGAAUCACAGGAGAUUAAUUCUACGUCAUUAUGUGAAUCCUGUGAUCUUAAUAAUCCACCUUACAAAAUUAACAACGGUGGUAAAAGAUUGUCACUGGACACAUUGACGUUAUCAAUGGACGCAGUUCAUUCAAAAGGGAUGGUGGAUUACGAUGUCCACAAUUUAUUUGGUCAUAUGGAAACAAUGAUAACUUAUAAAAUUAUGGGAGAGAAAAUUAAUAAAGGUAAAAGACCAUUUCUUAUCACGAGAUCAACUUUUUCGGGGACAGGAAGAUACGCCGGACAUUGGACAGGCGAUAAUUGGGCAGAUUGGUCAAAUUUAUAUUUAUCCAUACCAGGAAUACUAAAUUUCCAACUAUUCGGAAUUCCUUUGGUUGGUGCAGAUAUCUGUGGAUUUAAUGGUCAAUCUAGCGAAGAACUAUGCCUACGUUGGAUGCAGCUUGGGUCAUUUUAUCCAUUCAUGCGCAAUCACAAUGUGAAGGAUGAAAGAUCACAAGAGCCUUACAACUGGCCUUCAGUCGCCGAAACUUCACGUAAAUACAUUGGUAUUAGGUAUUCUCUAUUACCAUAUUACUACACUCUUUUCUAUGAAGCGAGUGUAAAUGGAACCACAAUACUUCGCCCUCUCUUUAUCGAAUUUCCACAUUUGAAGCCUGCAUUAGAAUCCGAUAGACAAUUUAUGCUCGGUGGUGGCAUCCUGAUUUCUCCAAUGUUAUUACCACAACAUAGUGUGAUUCUCUCAGCAUACAUACCACCCGGCAUAUGGUAUGAUUUUUAUACACAUUUCGCGAGUUUUAAGGUGAAAGAUCCGAAGGGAGUUUAUCGAGAUCUGAAUGCCCCCUUAAACGAAAUGCCAAUACACAUCAGAGGAGGAUAUGCUAUUCCGAUGUCACAUCCUGGGAUGACAACUACCGAGAGUCGAAAUUCAAAUCUUUCUCUUCUUGUGGCUUUAAAUGAAGAAGGAAACGCUAAAGGAAGUUUCUACUUGGAUGACGGGGAGAGCUUGAAUGUUAAGAAUAACUACACUUACACAAUAUUUAAAACACAUGAUCGGAAUCAAUUAGUCGCGAAUGUUAUAUGGGGUGGUUAUGAUAAUGGUAUUAUACUGGAUAAGAUAGUGAUAUUGGGUAUUAACUUGCAAAAUAGUAUGAAACCUGCGGAAAAAGUCGAAAAAGUUAUGUUUAAUGGCCUUGAAAUUAAUCCUGAAUCAAAUAGUACAGAUGAAAAUAUUACUUGGAAAUUAGAUAAACAAAUUGGAAAAAUAACAUUCGAAGGGUUGGAAAUUAAGUUAAACGUUGGAUGGAAUUUGACUUGGGUAAUUUACUAG